Molecule: messenger RNA, 8669 nt
Organism: Chelonia mydas (Green sea turtle)
Lineage: Eukaryota; Metazoa; Chordata; Testudines; Cheloniidae
Gene: CLIC5
Product: chloride intracellular channel 5
Exons: 7
Coding region: 5172-6359 (395 amino acids)
Source: RefSeq, a predicted model, not a curated record
AUUAAGAAAAAUAAAUUCACUGCAGAUUUCCAAAGGCUUGGAGAAAUUUGAGCUUUCAUAUAAUACUUUGUAAACUAGACAGUCUAAAUAGCCAUCAAAUGUCACGAUUCCACUAGUGAUGGCUCUGUCGAAUGCAAAUUAGGUGUCCAAUCCUGUGAGGUGCUGAGAUCCUCCAACAAUUACUGCAUUAUGUGAUCACUGAGCAUGUUCAGCAUCUUCCAGUUACAGGCUCCAGUUUUCACUGAAUGUUUCCAAGAGUGUUGUUUGCCUCAUUUUAAUCAUUCAUUUUCCCAGACCUCUCCAUUUUCAGUUCUGACUUUUGCUACUAUUACCUUUUUAAAAUGUUGGGCUAGAUCAUUUACUGAUGUAAAGCUCCAUUGACUUCACCAGCUAAGGAUGUGGCCCUUAACUUUUACUUUAGUAAGUUCCUCCUAAUGCAUGAAAGUCUGUCCAUUGUAGUGCAAGGGAAAAAAAAUUAAGGGCUGCAACAGAGUUAAAAUUAUAGUUACCCCCCCCGAGUGACCUUACAAAAAUACACCCUAAGUAGCUUCUCUCUUUGUACAUAUGAAAGGGCAGAUCCUCAGCUAGUUUAAGUCAGAGUAACUCAGUUGAUUCCUGUCUCUGAUUUUCUUGUCUUUAUCUAGUUAGUAAUGCAGGCUGUUUCAUUAUUUCACAUUGAUUUUUUUGUAUAUGAAUAAUAGGGCAUUUAAAAUAACUAAUUUAGCAUUUCAGUUAUAUUCCACAGACUGUUCAUAGAACACUGGAGUAAGUGAGAGCAUUAUCAAGCCCCUUGGUUGAACACUCUGUGGGCCAGAUUCUGAUCUCAGUGAUAGUGCUGUAAGGUGAAACUCUGUGUCCAGUGGAUUACAGUGGGAUCAGAAUCAAAGGGAGGGUGAAGAAGUGCAAAGAGGAGCCAUAAAAAAUAUUCAAGGACUGGAAAAAAUGCCUCAGAGCAAUAAACUGAAGGAGCUCCAUCUGUUUAGUUUAUCAAAAAGUAUCUUGAUUACAGCGUAUAAGUACCUUUUAUAGAGAGAAAAUACUGGUAGUGAUGGGCUCUUUAAUACAACAGAGAAGCACAAUGGGAACCACUGUCUGGAAGUUUAAAGGCAGACAAAUUCAAAUCAGAAAAAAGCACGCCUUUUUAACAGCAAGGUUGAUUGACUAUUGGAACAAACUACCAAAGGAAGUGGUGGAUUUUCCAUCUCUUGAAGUCUUCAAGAAGAUAUACUUUAAUUAAACACACAUUAUUGGGCUCAAUAUGGGGAUAACUGGAUGAAAUUCUAUAGCCUAUCUUAUACAAUAAGUCAGACUAUAUGAUCGAAAGGUCUGCUCUGGUCUAAAAAAUCUGUAAAUCUAUGAAAAAAUACAGUACCAGGCUUGUUGAGUCUGGAUGGUCUAAACAAGCAACUUAGCCUGCCUAACAUAUAUUAUCUCAAAGAAAGAGAAUGAAUUAAGAAAAGAAAAAUACUUUUUUACCCAUUGAAAAUUUUACCCAUUGAUGAUAAUUUCGUUUUAUGCAUACUAACUGCAAAAUCAUAGUCAGAAUCAUUUUAGUUAAUUUGACUUUUCUGUGUAUUGGAACACAAAAGUUUGUAGUGAAGAUAAAGCUGUAAGGUGAAACGGGAGUCUGUUUUUCAUUUCCCAGAUUUAUUUUGAAUAAAUACUUUCUUAGAUGCAGAGAGAGAGGGCCAGAUUCUUCACUGCUUUGCACCUUAUAUAGUCCUUUAUACUGUGCAAAGUAGAUAUAAAAUGCUAUCAGAUCAGAAUAGCAUUCUACACCCAUUUUGCACACACUUUGCAUGGGUAUAAAUUGUACACCAAUUUUUGAUAGUGAGCUUUUGGGGGGCAGGAACUCUCAUUUAUUAUAUUUGUACAGGUCCUGGCACACUAAGGCCCAUCUUGGUUAUGACCAAUAUAAAUGUUAAAAAAUAAUAAUGAAUAAAAAGCAUAAAUAACUAAAUGAAGUGCAAAACUGUGGAGUCAAGUCCAGCUCUUCCAGAGGAAUGAAGCUGUGUUCUGUGCAAGCACCGGGGUGGGGAAAGAGAAGUGGUAAAAGUGAUUUUAUUAUUGAAAAGUAUGAAACACCAAGUUUCAAACUGUUGCAUAAUAUUUGUAUUUUACCUGCCUUCUUGUUCAUUUUCAGCAGGUGCUGCUACUUGCUGCAAUUGCUUUCUCUGCAAAAAACUGAUCGUGGUGAUUUAGGUCUCUGGAAGCUGCAUGUUGGUUCUCCUCUAAAGCAGUCAUCAGUGGUGAUGAUAGAUUUUCUUUUUUCCCUUCUCAGUGAUUUUUAAAACUGGGUGGCAGCAGGGAGAGAACAAGAGAAGCAUUUUGAUGGCCUUAGAGGGUCUGAUCCUGCAAGCAUAGGGUAUCUCUUGAAAUCAAUGGGAGUUAUGCCCAGAGAGUGCUUACAGCAUGAAGUCCUUCAUCAGAGAAGUCUUUGAACAGCACAGGUUAGACAGCAAAGUGCAUCUAUGUUCUUGAAAAGCUUGAAAACACACAAAGCAUUUUCUUAAAAGCAAGAAAUUUGCAAACCAAAUAAAAAUGUCAUACAAAACCAGUGGGCUCCGCUCCUUCCCAUCCCUCCCAGGUUCUUUGGGCUGUAUAUAAUAGAAUAACAAACAAACAAACAAGCUCUAACAAAGGUCCAAAAAGUCAAGAAGGCAUAUUAAAGAGAGCGUAAGUUUGGAGAAGGCUGGACUGAGGCAGCUGUUGUAGGGCAACACAUUUCACUCCGCAAGAUGAAUAUGGAAAGAGAUGCUUCUCCUGCAAAGCCUUUUAAAAAUGUUACUGUUGAAACAACAUUUCUGAACUCAACUGCAACUUUCAGGUGCUAUCUCUCCAUCCCCACCCAUCUUCCCCUGAGAUACACCUUGGGUUUUAUAAGGUGGGGGUGGAUCCACACAGUAUGCUCUAUAAAAUUCGGAGGGAUAAAGAAAACAAGUCAUAAGGCAUGACCCUACUUUCCUCGUGCACCCAAACGUUCCAUUUAAGUCAAUGGCUGUGUUGGGCGUGCAUUUGAGACUAUAUCCACUGCUCUAGUGUUCAGCCCGAGUCGCAGAUUUGUGUGCUGGGAGAGAUCUAAAUUUGCCUGAAGUUGCCCUGCAGAAGCAUCUUAGCAUAUCUGCACUAUGUGUGAAACCAGCUGAAGGUUUCAUAUAGCAGAAGAUCGUCUGGCUUUAGCAACCAUUGCCUGGCCCUUCUUAUUCAGGGAGCUCUCAUGAAGCUGAGCUCUUGUGCUGUAACGUGUACGAGACUCCCUGCUUUGAAUUCAGCCCUCUUAUAGAGUGCAAGUGCACCACUUUCACCACCAGGGGGACCUCCACGUUCAUAGAGGAGGAGACAGGGUGUUUGCCUAGGACUGUGGAAUCAGGCCCUUAAUACAGUUUUUGGGAGCUGUGUCGAAUUCAGAGCCCAUCAAAAUGUCAGUGGUGCCAACUCAUGAUUGUUUUGCAAGUUUUGCAAUAUCUGGUGUGAGAUCUUGGCUGCGUUUAAUGGCAAAGUUCCCAUUGACUUCAAUGGAGCCAGAAUUUAACCCUUCAUCUUUUAUCUGAAGCCGCAGGUCCAGCAGACAAAUGAUUAUUCAAGAAUUUCAGCUUUCAUUUAAAAAAUGUACGUUUCUAACUUUCAUGACGGCACAGAAAAGCAUGAAAACGGGACCCAUUAACUUGUGAAGUUUGAAAAACAGAAAGUAAAUCUAAAGAACCCCAUAUUUAUUAUUUUAAAAUCUCAUGAUUUGUAAGCCAAUCUCAUGGUUAUGGGAGCCUGACACAUGAUUUUUGAUGAUGUUUGAUCUUUUAAUUUGGAUUUGAGAAGAUGUUCAAGCAAUGUGCCAGUUACACAUGGAAACAGUGAAGGGGAAAUGGGCUUUGUUCUGCUUACUGACAUUGCUUGUGGAUCAGGCAGGAUUACGUGAGUAACACACUGAAUAUGAAUUAUACAUCCCCGAAGUCCUCAGUUUGUGCCUAUCCAGUAAAGUAAUCAUGUGUCAAGGUAUCUCAUUGUCUUUCUGUUAUUUAACUCUAUCUGUGUGGAAUGGUGUUAGUUCCAGAUAGGGAAUGCAAAUUCCACUUGCUGCAUUUUUAUUGUCUACAUAAAAAUUAAACAUAGGUAAAUCAGAAUGAUUUAGGUGAUGAAUCCAGCUGCCUGUAGGUUUAAAGGCUGCUACACUUUUGCGGUUUGACUUUUAUUAUUACUUUGAUAGGCUGAAUAUAAAAAUAAUGACUUUAAUCCACAGCCUCCUGAUCUCAGGGAGACAGCAUCUGCUGCGCCACCUAUUGACAGGGGUCUAGUGGAUGCAUCUCUUUGUUCUGUGCAGAGAUGGGUGCGGUAUAAGUUCUGCUCUCCCCCCCAACUUCCCCAGUCCCUCUGGGGAAUCCACCACUGGUUCUAGCAGUCAACUCGGAGAAGCACAGGGACUUCACUGUGCCAAGUCCUUGCUGGGGGUGCAGGAGGAAAGGUUUCCUUGAAUCUUCUCUCCUUCCUUACCCACCCAUGCAAGAUUGAAUGCAGUUGAGCCUUAAGAAUAGGAAGAUAGUCAAAGUGCAGCAGAUGCAUGAAAAUGAGAGAUGUCUUAAUCCAAUCACUAAAUCUGUACUUCCCCAAACUUUGGAAAGUUCAACUCUAGAUCCAAACUUCAUGACUUGGGCCCUCUCUAAGAAAAAUGGGCGUAUAAAGAACCUGGAUAUAAAUGGCAGAUACAUAUAAUACAUUUUAAAUGUAAUAUAAUAACACUUAACACUUAUGCUUUUAUUUCUAGAUUUCAAAGCAGUUUACAAAUAUGGAUACAUGUUGUUGUCCCCACUUUACAAAUAGACAAGUUGAGGCAGGCAGAAGUGAAGUGACUUGCCGAAGAUCAAAUAGUGUGUCAGUGGCAGAGCCUGGAAGAGAAUGCAAAUCUCAAGAUAACCAGUCUGGUGCUUUAUCCUCUGUGGUGCUACUUGAAUUUAUUUUUCAGUAAUUGAUUCUUCACUGGCCUGUGAUAAACCACUGAAGUGUUGCAGCUUGUUUACAUUGGUGGUGGUAUUUUGUGAUCAGAGGAGUAGGUACCCUUGCUUUUCACUGAUGCUCAGAAAAUCAGUUCAGUGAGAUCUACAUCCGCUAGGCUUUAAGCAAAGUAUUCCCAAGCCCCUCAAGAUACCAAAAGAAAGGCAAAAUCCAACCAACCAGCCAGCAUGGAAAAUGCGGGCUUUACCAACAUCUAUGAAAAUAUAGAGAACACUGGCCUCUAUGAGAUUCCUGAUUCAGAGGAAGCAAAAGAGGAUCAUCUUUAUGAGCAAGUCCAUGAAGACUCAGAAUCUCCUUCUUCCACCACCACUCCAGAAAGCAUGGACAUCAGCUGUCAGGAGAGCCCAGAACACAGCUGCAGUAAUUCUGUCUCAUCUCAGCAAGGAGCUGAUGGUGAGGAUGGUUCCGCUUCCUCUCAGCAAGGGGCUGAAGAGGACCAGCAUCGCCAGGAAGAGAUGGAGAUGAUGAGCCCAAGGCCCAGUGACGAAUGUGUAGAAAGGAUGGUGUUUGGAAAUAAAAUCCCAUCUCCUACUGGAUUCAGUCUUCGUAAGAGCCCGGGCACUUCCCCCACCUUCCCAACUUUCACCAGAUUUCCAGCUAACAACAACUUAGGAGAAACUGACAACUUUCAGAAGGAGUGUGAGAUUUUCCUCUUUGUUAAGGCUGGUAUUGAUGGAGAGAGUAUUGGGAACUGUCCUUUUUCACAGCGUCUCUUCAUGAUCCUCUGGCUCAAAGGGGUUGUAUUUAAUGUCACCACAGUUGACCUGAAAAGAAAGCCAGCUGAUCUACACAAUUUGGCCCCUGGAACCCACCCGCCAUUCUUGACUUUUAAUGGAGAGGUCAAGACAGACAUCAACAAAAUCGAAGAGUUCCUGGAGGAGAUGCUUGCACCUCCAAAGUACCCCAAGCUGGCUGCUACACAUCAUGAAUCAAACACUGCGGGGAUAGAUAUCUUCUCCAAAUUCUCUGCAUACAUAAAAAACACCAAGCAGCAGGACAAUGCUGGCCUUGAGAGAGGUUUGACAAAGGCAUUAAAGAAGCUGGAUGACUAUCUGAACACCCCUCUGCCUGAAGAAAUUGAUGCAGACAGCACUGAAGAGGAGAAAGUGUCUAAACGCAAGUUUCUGGAUGGGGAUGAGCUGACGCUUGCCGAUUGCAACCUUCUGCCCAAACUUCAUGUUGUUAAGAUUGUAGCUAAGAAAUAUCGCAACUAUGAGUUCCCGACAGAGAUGACGGGGCUAUGGCAAUACCUGAAGAAUGCUUAUGCCAGGGAUGAAUUCACCAACACCUGUGCUGCGGACAAAGAAAUUGAGCAAGCGUAUGCAGAUGUGGCCAAGCGGCUCAGCAAAUCCUAACUGACAUCCGCAAGGGCUCAGUAUCCCCAGGGGAUUCCCAGUUCACAGAUUCCUCUCCUUGUUGUCUUAGGAGAUAUUCUUCAUCAUGUUUCUGGUUGGCAUCCCCAUGACUUCAGCUGUUAAAGUGUAUUGGUCAGGGCCAAAUCUGCCUCUCCCUAGAGAAAACAUAAGGCAACUACAGGGGGGUAAAAAACCCUCUGGAAUCUGAACCCAAGAGCUGGAGCAAGUAUUAUUAUUGGCAAUCAUCAUCAGUAUUUGCAACUAUACAUCUUUUUUUUUUGUUAAUAUCAGCCACCUAUUUUAUUGGGAACUUUAAAAAAUAGGAUAUUGAGCUGAAAAAUUCAAGUAGAUGGGUUAGGAAUGUACAGAACUGGUUCUUCUCUGGCCCUUUUCAAGGAUACUUUUUUUCUGAUGUGAUCUAUCCAAAAUAACACUGCUAGUGGGAACCUUGAGGUAGUAGGAAUGAGGUUUUGUCUGAAAGCAAAAAGAGUUUGACCCUAAGGGAGAAAUUUCCUUAGCAGGUAUAUUCAAAAACCUCUGUUUUAACAGGGCUGGAGGAGGUUAUAAGAUGCUCAUUACUGAUGUGGCGCUCGUGAGGAGAGCAUCAGUGGAUAUGUCAAACUUGCAGAUGCUGCUUGGCAUAUGAUUUGCAUGUUUCCACUUCAUCCAAAUCAUAAAAGGAAAAGAGAGAGAAUGAGAGAUGAACUGGGCAGUUCACCCAAAAGCCCACUGGAUCUCUGGGGGGACGUGCUCAGAUGCUAUAGUGAUAGGGGGCAGAUAAUUACUCUGUUACGUAGAAAGAAUCCUCACAGCUAGCUGAAUUGUUUUAGAUAUUCUCACCUUAACUGUAUAUUUGCCAGCUUAUUUAGAUUGAGAGCCAGGGGUGGGAGUGGAAAUCUGUUGCCUCUUAUGAAUGCCAGAUUGGGGAGAAAUACCCAAUUUAUUUUUGAGCUUUUGAAACUGAUCACCUUUCAAAGUUCAUCUCCCAUUCUAGACAGCAGGUUGGCCUGAAAACCUUAAGGAGGAUGAGCUAGAAGGGAGACCUGAAGCAGAGAAACUCCCACUCCUAGCUAGAAAGUUGGCAAGUAUACUAGCACAAACACAUGCAAGGUGGCUUUGUCCCACUCAUUCCCUGAUUCAUAUCACUGCUGUCAAUGACCCUUAUCAAUGACCCUUUUGACUGUGCACUAGGACUUUUUCCAAAAUGAUUCGUUUGUGCUAUGGGCAGUCGUAUGAACAGAUCUGCUUAGUUCUGAUCACUUUAUUGGUGAAUUACUUUAAGAAAUUAAGGGCGACAAUUCUUUUGUAUGAAAUAUAAAAGAUUGAGUUGAUUUAGCUAGCUACAUAUCAGGGAGAGGAAGGCUCCCAAUCUUCAUCAAAUCUGGAGAUUUAUAGUUGUUUGAAAAGAUCAAAUAAAAUUGAACUCUAGCAUGCCUUGGCUUCACUCCUGAUCAGCCCCUUGCUCCUGUAUGGAACUGCAGUGACCUCAGUGGGACUCCAGACUGGCAAACCCUUAAAUUGGGAAACCCAGGAUCAGGCCCUUGUUUGCAAUUAAAAAGCUAAUGAACUGGAGACAACUUAUAAGGCCAGAAUCUGCUCUGUUACAGAGAUGUAGCUCUAGAGUAAUUCCAGUGACUUUGGAGGAGUUACUCUGCAUUCACACCAGCACAGCUGAGAACAGAAUCUUGCCCAUUGACUGAUGACAUUUAGGGCUGACUACAAUAUUGCACAGAGCAGUCAGUUUGUUCUGAACUUUCCAAAACCUUGGAAGAAAGUCCAUGAACUCCCUAGUCUUCCCUCAGAAUGGGCUAUUUAAACAAGCAAAUGCUUACACUCUUUACAAUGUUGCUGAGAAAUCAACUGGCUCUGAGAGCACAAGUAACAGCCAGCAAAAUACAAUGAGAUUAGAAGAGUCUGCACAUUCACAUGUGGCUCAUUAAAAACGUGUCUCCAUAAAAUAACCAGAUUGGAAUUGUUUGUAUUUUUUUUUUAAAUUAAGAUAUUUAAUUAUUUAUUUUGAUUGAUUAAAUUCUUUCUUUCUUUCUUCUCAGCAUAUUGGUUGAGCUGGCUCACUCUGUAAGACUGUUAUAACCAAGGCUCUGCAAAUGUAGUUUGUAAUGAACAGUGGUUUCCUGUGUCUGAUUAAUGGCCAUUUUGGAUUUUUUUUCACUAUGGCUUGGCUACCAGAAUUCCAGCUGACCAAGACUUCACUUUUCUCAAUCAUCAUCUAACAGGUUAUUUUUUUAAAAAUCAGAGGCUUUGUCUAAUCAGAGUUGUGUAUGAACUGUGAAUAAAGAAGUAGAAAGCCUG